UGUAAUUGAAACUGACCUAAAGCUCCUUUUUCCAUUAUUCUAGAGGUAGAUCCAAUUAUUGCUGACUUAAGCAUCGGAGUGUCUACCUUGAGGACCCACCUCGGGGCUUUGCAUGUUCACUCAGAAUGGAGACGUGGACUGAAGAAGGACUUCUGGUUUUGUGCAAUUAUAUUGGCGCCGUCUGUGGGAAAUCGAACUAAAAGCUCUCUUGUUGCUUUCUCAUCAUGGUCAACACUCGAUCAGUCCGAACUGGAAAUCAAACUCAACCUCUUGGACAAGUUUUGGCUCAACUCCUAGCUCGUACUAAUCCUGGUGAUCCCUUCAUCAACCUAUUCAACCCUACUCAACAACCCCCCGUUCAACAGCAAGACCCUAAACCAGUUCAACAUGCUCCUGCUCUUAGUGAGUCUCAGGGUCAGUCUCACGUAGCCCCAGCUCAGCAACCUUUACCUGAUGAUCUCGAGACAUAUGAUGGGACGAAGGAUGCAGAUGAUCACCUCCAUGCCUUCUACUCCUGUAUGCAAGCUCAAAAUGCUUCUGAUGCAUUGAUGUGCAAAAUCUUUCCCUCCACUCUCCGUGGUAAUGCUCGAACCUGGUAUCAUAGUUUGCCCCGGAGAUCUAUCAACUCCUAUACAGAAAUGGUAUCUGCUUUUGCUACAAAAUUUUCCAGUAGAAGGUUGAUUAGAAAAACCACUUCUGAACUGAUGCGAGUCAAACAAAGGGAAGGAGAAUCUUUGAAGAAUUACAUGAGCCGGUUCAAUGAUGCAAUCCUCGAAGUCAACUCAUUCAACCAAGCUGUGGGAAUUGUGGCUGUAAUUCAAGGCUCUCAAUCUCACCUCUGUAUGAAGUUUCCAAUCCCUAUGGGGAUAACAACACUACGAGGUAACCAUGAGGUGGCUAGACAUUGCUAUAUUACCUCGGUUACAAGGCCUCAGAAAGGCAAAGAUCAGACACUAGAAACCAUUCCCCAGCAAGUUCAUGAUAAUAAGCAGGUGAUGGGAGUUGAGAUAGUAGACAACCGAUCAGAGGAUGAAACUAGAGCUACCCUAGUUGAGGAUGUAGAGGAAGUGCAAAUUGAUGGCAGAGAUCAAAACAGGAAGACACAAAUUGGAACUCACAAACAUGCCAGGGAUUCCAAUCUCGGUAUCUUAGCACAAACUCAGCACCAAUCCAUUGAAGAAACUAGUAGCCCAGAAGCGACGUCUCUUCAAGGGGAAGAGGCUUCAGCUUGUCCCAAAGACUAUUAUCCCAUGCCAAGCAUUGACAAAUUGGUUGAAGCGACUUCGGGAAAUGAGAGAUUAAGUCUCUUGGAUGCAUAUUCUGGUUACCACCAAGUGCCGAUGGCUCUGGAGGAUGAAGAGAAAACCUCGUUCUAUGCAGGUGAUGAAAUUUACUGCUAUGUCAUGAUGCCCUUUGGCUUAAAGAACACAGGUGCCACUUAUCAGAAAAUGGUAACAAUCAUCUUCCGAGCUCAAAUCGGCAAGAAUCUAGAGGUUUAUGUCGAUGACAUUGUGAGGAGGAUUGGAGUUAACCCAAAAAAAAUCAAAGCAAUAGCCGUGAUGGAACUACCGAAGUCGGUGAAGGACAUACAGAGAUUAAUGGGAAGGGUGGCAGCUCUUCAUAUAUUCAUAUCGAAAUCAGCAGAUAAGUGCUUGCCAUUCUUCAAGAUCAUGAGAUCAACAACACAGAAAGAUGAAUCUAGCAAACAGAAGAAGUUUGAAUGGAACCCAGAAUGCCAAGUUGUAUUUGAUGAGCUGAAGUCUUAUCUUAGCUCACCCUCUUUGCUAACAAAGAUCCUUCAGAAGCCGGAGUGCUCGGGAAGGUUAAUUAAAUGGGCAGUAGAAUUGAGGGAAUUCGAGAUAGCAUUUCAGCAGAGGUCUACAAUUCGAGCUCAAGCAUUGGCAAAUUUUAUCAUAGAAUGCACCCCAUGUCAACCAAGCUCUAAUCCUGAGUCGAGUAAAUGGACCUUAUAUGUUGAUGGAAUAUCUAAUAACAAGGGCUCAAGAGCUAGUGCUCUCCUAGUGGGUCUAGAUGGAUAUCGAAGUGAGCAUGCUUUGAAAUUUAACUUCGAUGCAACAAACAACAUGGCCAAGUAUGAAGCUCUGCUACUUGGUCUACAACUAGCAUUAGAGCUGAAAGUCAUGGCCAUAAGAGUUUACAGUGACUCACAGCUUGUGGUUAAUCAAGUCAACUUAGUCUGUGAGGCAGAUUCACUUUCUAAGUUCACCUCUGAUAGCUCCUUAAGCUCCAGAUCAAUUUUCGUUGAAGUUUUAGAUGAACCGAGUUUCAUGAAGCCAAGAAUGAUGGAGAUCAGCACAGACCCGAAUACACCGAGUUGGACAGAUCCAAUUGUCUCUUUUUUGCAAGACGGGUCAAUACUUGAAGACAAGCAAGAAGCGAUGAGGUUGAGGAAGAAAACGUCUCGAUAUACACUCGUUGAUGGGGUCCUCUAUAAGAGAUCUUUCUCACUCCCUCUCCUACGAUGCUUGAAUCCUUAUGAAGCUGAGUAUGCACUUCGAGAUGUACAUGAAGGUGUAUGUGGAAGCCACAUUGGUGCUAGAACCCUGGCUCACAAAGUCCUCAGACAAGGAUAUUACUGGCCGAAUAUGUAUAAGGAUGCUACUCACUUUUGGGGACUUGAUCUUCUAGGCCCAUUCAUGAAGGGAGUUGGAGGUGUAACCCAUCUAAUUGUUGGUGUUGACUAUUUUACAAAAUGGGUUGAAGCUCAGCCAUUGUCCACUCUUACUUCCAAAAAGGUCAAAGACUUUGUUUUCAGCUCGAUCAUCUACAAAUAUGGAAUCCUGAAUCAGAUCGUAGCUAAUAAUGGUACUCAGUUUAAUUGCUCUUCAUUCAGAGAAUUCUGCUCCAGUUACGGGGUCAAACUACAGUUUACCUCAGUAUACCAUCUGGAGUCCAAUGGUAUGGUUGAAUCUGUCAAUAAAGUUAUCUUGGAGGGAAAAAAGCCGAGGUUAGAGCAGCACAAGGCCAAGUGGGCAGAUGAGCUCAACAAUGUCCUAUGGGCAUAUAGAACUACAAGCCGAACUACCACAAGUGAAACACCUUACCACCUAGCCUUUGGUACUGAAGCAGUCAUUCUUAUUGAAAUAGGAGUCCCAAGCUUCAGGGUAACCCAUUUUGAUGAAGGACGAACUGGACAACUGUUUCAAGAAAACCUUGAUCUGCUUGCCGAAGUCAGAGAAGAAGCACGACUUCGAACUCAAGGUUUGAAACUCGUUUUGACAAAUUGGCCCCAAAUUGGGAAGGCCCUUACACAGUGGCCGAAGUGCCACAUCCCAGUGCUUAUAUCCUCCAAGAUGCUAAAGGGAAGCGACUUCUUAGAGUCUAGAAUAUCAACAACUUGAAGUAAUUUUACCCUUAAUAAACUUCUUUCAAGUGAUCUUCGUCUUAUUCUUCUUUACAAUUAUUAUUUCUUCAUUUUUGAGAUUCAUUUUAUAUCUUAUUUGUAUAUCCGAGGUCAAUCUGUUUGGAAUUUAUUCCUUGGUCUUCUUUUAUUAAUGAAUUUCACUUCAUAUC
Rubroshorea leprosula is the source of this 3534-nucleotide messenger RNA. Lineage: Eukaryota; Viridiplantae; Streptophyta; Magnoliopsida; Malvales; Dipterocarpaceae. The record is from the annotation of a GenBank genome assembly.